Messenger RNA from Anopheles moucheti, 539 nucleotides. Its product is annotated as general odorant-binding protein 56d-like. Gene Ontology annotation, molecular function: odorant binding. The record is from RefSeq and is a predicted model, not a curated record. The transcript is spliced from 2 exons. Bases 78 to 473 code for a protein of 131 amino acids. NCBI's taxonomy places the organism in Eukaryota, Metazoa, Arthropoda, Insecta, Diptera, Culicidae. Gene Ontology annotation, biological process: sensory perception of smell.
CACCAGCAAUCGUCUGAUAAGCUUUAGCUUCGAGUCCUCCACGCCGGAAUCGCAAAGAACGGUCCCUUUCCACCACCAUGAAGACAUUCGUCGCUAUUGCUGUCGUUGCCCUCAUCGCUGGCACUUUCGCCCUCACGAUUGACCAGAAAAAGAAGGCCGAAGGACACGCGGCCGAAUGCGUCAAGUCGACCGGUGUCCCGCCGGAGACGGCGGCCAAGCUGAAGGGUGGUGAUUUUGCCGGUGCCGACGACAAGACCAAGUGCUUCGCCAAGUGCUUCCUCGAGAAGGCCGGCUUCAUGACGGACAAGGGCGAUUUUGAUGAGAAAACCAUCAUCGAGAAGCUGUCGGUCGACCACGAUCGGGCGAAGGUGGAGGGACUGGUGAAGAAGUGCAACCACAAGGAGGCCAACCCGUGCGAGACGGCCUUCAAGGCGUACCAGUGCAUCUACGCCGCCAAGGGUUCGGUCGUCUAAGCCUCUAAGACACUCCCGUAGGAUGUUUCCAUUGUUUUUGGUUGUUGAAAUUCUGUUGAUAAAUUA